AUGGACACUUGCAACACCUCCACAUCAAAAGCCAACGAACAUUCACCAACAGAGACCAAUCCACGCCAAACAAUGUCAGACACUGCUGCUCCAUUGCACCACCCUUCUCCUCAAGCGCCCACUCAAGUGACCGCCAGUGAGGCCACACCAGAUCGCCACACUGGAAGCCCAUCUGCCUCAACCUCCGUCAACGAGACGCCUCCAAUUUGCGACACGAUUACGACAAACCUCAACGCCUCCGAGACAUCCGAUGUCAUCAUCUACCUCAUCACCUUCUUCCAACGAAUCUCCAUCCUACAGCAAAUAAUAGCCUCCUUGAUCCACGCCCUCGUGACCGGCAAGAGGGAGGCUGUGACGAGUCUCAAGGAGGAGUGUGUCAAAUUGGUCAGAUCCGCCUCCGAGGUCCUCAACGCCGCGUGUAGAAGCAGUACCGGAUUGUCCAACCCCGUGGCUACCGUCGAGGAGGAGGAGCACAAUGCACCUCCUCGCAGUGCCUCCCCUAGCACAUCGACUCAACUGACGGAGACUCGCAACCCCACCGACUCAUCGUCCCACAUCUCUUAG
This is a messenger RNA of Hydatigera taeniaeformis, 564 nucleotides long. The record is from the annotation of a GenBank genome assembly. NCBI's taxonomy places the organism in Eukaryota, Metazoa, Platyhelminthes, Cestoda, Cyclophyllidea, Taeniidae.